Messenger RNA from Aphidius gifuensis, 9417 nucleotides. RefSeq lists its product as uncharacterized. NCBI's taxonomy places the organism in Eukaryota, Metazoa, Arthropoda, Insecta, Hymenoptera, Braconidae. The record is from RefSeq and is a predicted model, not a curated record. The coding region runs from base 2582 to 6115 and encodes 1177 amino acids. The transcript has 5 exons. Gene Ontology annotation, molecular function: stretch-activated, monoatomic cation-selective, calcium channel activity. Gene Ontology annotation, biological process: calcium ion import across plasma membrane. Gene Ontology annotation, cellular component: plasma membrane.
AAAAAAAGAUAAAAAUAUUGGACAGCAAGAAGGCAGCGCCAAAAACCAGGUCCAGUUUAAUGUGCAAAAGUGAGUGUGUGAGAAUGUGUAUGUGAUGGUGGUGGCAGCAUCGGUAGCAGCAGAAUCAGCAUCAGCAGCGACGACAACUACGACGACAGUAACGACGAUAUUUGUACCAGUUUAAGUAUUUUAAUUAUCAUCAUAUAAAAUUUUUGUGUUUUAAUUGUCAUCAUGAUUGUGAUAGUUAUGAUGAUGAUGAUGAUGGUGAUGAUGGUUGUGAUAGUAGUGGCAGAAGCAUAGUGAAACGGUGAAUUCUCAGUUUCUUGAUAAAAAAAAAAAAAAAAGACCAAGAGUCGGUCAACCCACUUCAUUCCUCUAUCAUUUAACGUUCCCUUUUUUCUUUUUUUUGUUUUAUCUUUUUUUUUUUUCGUUUUUUAUUGUAUUUUUUUAACCCACAAGCUUUAUCUCUUGGCAAUUUUACUAGUUUUUUUUUCCUCUUUUGUAUUCUCAUUUUUUUUUUCCUUUUUUUUUUUUUUGCAAUACACUACUCCUUUUUUUUUUAAGCAACAUUGCAAGACAGAACGCACGCGCGCGCCCGCUCUAUCAGUGCCGUGUGUGUAUGUGUCGAUCAUCGUAUCUGUGACAAAAAAAAAAAAAAAUAAUACAUCAUAGGAAUUGAAGCUUAAAAUUUUAAGUUUAUUAAUCAAUUAAUUUACAUAUUAUUUGAAUUUUUAAAACUAAUUUUUGUGAGAGAAAAAAAAAAGUUUCAACGACAUAAAUAAAAAAACAGUAUGAGUUUAUAAUAACAAUAACAAAAAGUGAGAGAAAAAAAAAAGGAAUGCAUAUGAAUUAGUGAAACAAAGGGUUAAUGAUUACUGAGGAUAUACAAAAGAAAAAAAAAAUAUAUGUAGAGGUUAACCGGAGGGAGAGGCCGAGGUUACGCGCUACCAAGUGGGAGAGAAGUGUAACACAGUUGCAAAAAGGAAAAAAAAAAGCUCGAAAUAGUAGCGAGUAAAUGCAAGGGUAAAAAAGAAAAAAAAAAUACGAACAAGCCAACGGGGGUGGUGAAUAAAAAAACAAAUUAAUAAAUUAACAAGAAAAAUAUUAAUGAAAAAAAAAUUUAAAGCAAAUAACAGCAGAGAAGUCUUUCGAGACACAAGUAUUUCUUGGAGAAAAAAAAAGCUCUCACACGAGCACACACACACGCACAAACACACUGACGAAAAAAAGCUUCAAAGAUAGAAGAUACAUAUGUAUACAAUACACAAGUAGACAAAUAAAUAAAAAUAAAAUAAAUAAAUAAAAAAUAUUUAUAUAUUUGCACAGUUUGUGUUGGCGGGGUGUGUCCAUGGAUCGACGGGUUGUUAAUUUACUCGGGUGUAAGUGUAGCCGUAUACGGCACCAUCCCAAUUGCCAAACAAAUGGAUAAUAUAUGGAGCAAUUUACCAACAUAGUAAAAAAAUAAUUAUAUAAAAAAUAGUGUGUUAAUUGUAUGUGUGUGUGUUAGUUUGUGGGGGACAGAGGGAGGGUUGAUGAUGGAGUUAUGUUUUGGUACAUGGCUGACAAGAUGAGAUGAUGAUGAUAAUGAUAAUAAUAAACAAGACAUUAGGGUAAAAGAACGACGUCGAUUUGUAACGACGUUAUCACUAAUAAUUGUUAUCAGCAUGCAGCAUGAACCGCGUGUAUUUUUGCACCAGAAGUGUGAGGCAGACGACGAAGAAGAAGAUAAAUUAUUAUCAAUUAAUAAAAAUAUUAAAAAAUGUGUAUUAUCAAUUGAUGCUAUUGAUAAAGAAAAAUCAAUUAUUAUUGAUAGAAGUGAUAGAGAAAAAAGAAGAAAUCGUAAAAUUCAAGAUAAGUGGUUAUCGCGUAAUAAGUGUCGACUUGUUGAGAUACGUCAUUGGCGUGCUAAAAGAAAAACAACAAAAAAACAAAAAAAUUGUUUUUUCGUGCAAUUAUUUAUCAAUAAUAUCAAAAAUAAUAAUAUUAAUAAUUUUAAUUUUAUUAUUAUUUGUGAAAACAAUAAAAGAAUUAGUAAAAAAUAUAAAAAUAUAUAUAACGCUAUUGACUGGUCAUUUACCAAUCAAAAGCGUUGUAAUAUUAUUAAUAUUAUUAAUAAUAAUUGUGUAUAUUAUUAAAUAUAAAUACCUGGUGAUAAUAAUACCAGGCACUGCGUCAAAAACAGACGGCGCCGGCAAUUGCGGCGACGGGCCCAGGCCUUCGUGGCUGCUUCAGCGAUGCGGCCCGGAUCAGCCGAACGCAGCAACCCGCGCCGUCGUCCCUGUCGCCGGCGAGCCAGGCCCAAAUCAGCGUGGUGUUGUUUACAAAAAAACAACAACAACAACAACAACAAAAAGAUAAAAAAUAUUAUAAAAAAAUUAAUACACAAAGGUGUAUAUAUUGUUUGUUUAACAGCAGAUGGUAUUAUUAUAAAAAACAAAAAAAGAAGAAAAAAUUGUAUAAUAAUAAUUUAUAUAAAUAUAAAAAAAUUAUUAUUAAAAAAAUAUAUUGGUCGACGCUUACUUAUUCAAAAAAGUGUCGACAACAUCGUCGUGGGGACGUCAGUGUCCCCUGUCACGUGCUCAUGCAACUCGAGCAUUUGCCCCGUAUCACGGGAUCAUUACCCACGACGAAAAAAAAGAAAACGAAGACGAAGACGAACAUAUGGAAUAAUAAUAAUCAUAAUAAUAUUAAUAAUAAUUUUAAUUAUAAUAAAAUUAAUAAAAAAACAAAAUUAUGUAAAUUUAAAAAAGCUAAAACAACGAGAAAAUUAUUUGCCAACAUUGCCGUCCAUUAUAUUCGUUCUUCGUCCAUAUUUUCAUAUAAUAAUAAUAAAUAUAAAAAAAAUUAUUAUGACACACAUAAAAAAUUUACGAAUAAUUAUGAAUAUGACAAUUUUUAUAAUGUCAAUAAAAAGGUACAACAAAAUGCCAAAAAAAACGGCCUAUGUACCAAUUUUAUUCAUGAAAAAAAAUAUGAUGAUAAUGAAAAAUAUUUACAAAUUAACAAGACAUUUCGUAAUAUUAAAAAACAUUCUCUAUACAAUUUGCAAAAUUUAUCAUUAUCAUCAUUAUCGUCAUCGUCGACAUCGGCAUCGAUAUUGCCAUCAUCAUCAUCAUCAUCAUCGUUAUCCUCAUUGUCAUUAUCAUUAUUGUCAUCAUCGUCAUCGUCAUCAUCAUCAUCAUCCUCAUCAUCAUCACCACCAUCACCAUCAUCAUUAUUAUCAACAUCAUCAUCAUCAUCGUCAAAAAGAAUAUGUCGAUUGUCAAAAAAAAAAAAUAAUAGGCUUGAAAAAAUUAAAUUCUCAUGUUGUCAACACAUUGACAAUAAUAAGAAUAAUAAAUUUAAAAAAUAUCCAAUUAAAAAAUUAUUAUUGUUGCAUAAAAAAAAAUUUAAAAAAUACAAAAAUAAUAGAAUUUCUAAUAUUACUAAUGCUUUUACCAAUGUGCUUGAUAACACUGCCUUCAAUUAUCACAAAUAUGAAAAUAAAAAAAAAAGCAAUGACAAAAAAUAUGAUAAAAUUAUCACAUCAUUGGAGACAAAUGAAAAUAAAUUAUUUAUUGAUAUGUCGAUUAAUAAUGAAAAAAAAAUUACAAAUAAAUAUUGGUCAAGACACAGACGAAAAUGUCAUAAAUAUAAAACAAAUAAUAAUAAUAUUAAAAAUAAUAAUAACAAUAAUAAUAAUAAAAUUAAAAAUAAAAAUAAAAAAAUGUAUGAAAAUACUGAGAAUGACAAUACUGCCUGGUUGGAUCCAAAAUAUUUAUCAAAUAUUGUAUUGGAUAAUAAUAAUAAAAAAAUUAAUAAAUUACGUUUUAAUAAACGUAUUAGUAAACAUAAUAGAAAUAAUAAUAAUAAAAAUAAUGUUUUACUUAUAUUAUUUUAUUUUUUGGCAUUACCAUUGUUGUGCUCGACAGAUUUAUCAUCAUCUUCAUCUGAUAAAAUUACAACUACAAAAACAACAUCAACAACAACAACCACAACAACAACAACAACAACAGCAACAACAUCAUCAACAACAAUUUUACAAACAAAUAAUAUUACAAAUAAUAAAUAUAAUAAUAAUAAAACAGAUACACAUCGUUUACGUAAUGGUGCAAUUAAUAUUGAUCCAAAAAAACAAGAAAAAUUACAAAAAAAUAAAAAAUAUAAUGAUACACAUCCUUAUAAAAUAUAUAACUGGGAGGUGAAUCAAAUAAAUCCUUGGUUAUCAGCUUGUGAUCUGGCUGGUCCAGCACCAGCUGAUCUUCUUGGUACAUGUGGACCUCCAGAAGUGCCAAAAUAUUGUCCAUUACCAUGUGAAUAUAAUGGAAUAAGUGAUAAAAUAUUUAAUGAUGUUGUACAAAGUCUUGAUGUACCAAUUAAAUGGCGUACUGGUUCAGCAUCAACUGUUAAAUGGAAAAUAACAACAUCAUCAACAAAAAUUAUAAAUAAUAAUAAUAAUAAUAAUAAUAAUAAUAGUAGUAGUGGUAGUAGUACAGUGGCUACAAUACAGUGCCUUUAUUAUCUUGAGGAUUCACAUAAACGUGAUAUUUGUCAAGAAAAUUUUGGACGUAAUAAUCGAUUGAGUUUUUCAACAUCACGUGAAAAUCGUUAUUGGUUUGUUAGUGGUCUUCGUCUUCGUCAUUGUUGUGAAUUACCAGCAAUAAAUGCAUUGGCACCUGGUAAAGGUGGUCCACUUGAGGACGUUUUAAAUGGUGGUAAAAAAUGUAUUGAUGCACUUGAUAAACUUUUGAUUGUUGAUGCACUUGCUGCAAGACUACAUUGUGAAUUUCAAGAAGUACUUGCACGUUAUGAUUGUGCAACACCAUAUUCAGUUAUUCACAACUGCACCCACUGCAAGGAAUCAUAUAGAAAAUGGGUAUGCAGUUCCCUGGUGCCUUACUUUGCUCAUGGGGGACCUUCGGACUCAUUAACAUCAGAUGGAGCUUAUGUUGGUUUAAGAUUGAGACCAUGUUUGUCAUUUUGUCAAUCUGUUGAACAACGUUGUCCUUAUUUACUUCCUGGUGAUCGUGCACCUGCUUAUCCAACACAAUAUGCUGGAGAGCCAACUUUUCUCUGCACUGAUCCAAAUAUACCAGAAACUGGUGAACAGGCAAUAAGAGGAUUACAUGGAAAUGAAGAUGAAGAAUGUUGUUUUCGUGUUUGUUCUGAGGACCAUCCAGGAUCAGGUGUAUGUGCAAAUUGUACAAAAUUAUUACCACAUGGUCAUCGUAUUGGUCGUGAUCCAGCAACAGCACCUCAUUGUGAUACAACAACAAGUCAAAAUUUACCACCAAGUGGUUCUACAGGUAAACAAGAAAAUAAUAAAGAUGGUAAUACUGUUAUUUCUUUGUCAACAUCAUCUAUUUCAUCAAAAUGUGCAAGUGGUACAAGUAAAAAUAUACCAACAUCAUCAUCAUCAUCCUCAUCAUCUGGCAAUAAAAAUUCACCACAAAUUACAAUAUCAUUAAUAUGUUUAUUAUGGAUUUGGGCAGCACUUAUAUCUUUGUGUACAAGCCAAACAGCAUUUCCCUGGAGUCCAGCGCUGGAUGUUGGCUUCAUACAAUCAAAAUCAUCAAAUAUUAUGAUGAUUAAUAAUAAUAAUAAAUCAUCAAAAAAAAAAAUAUCAUUAUUAACAUUAAUAUGUUAUGAUAAAAAAAUUAAAAUUAAAUUAACAAGAGCAACACAUCAAUUACGAAAAAUAAUUAUUAUUUGUAUUUAUUAUGAUAUAUAUUCAUGUAAAGAAAAAAAAUUAUGGUAUCGUUGGUGGUGUUGGUGUGCCUGGAAAAAUUCAUUAUUUUCAUGUUGCUAUAAAUUUAAAUGGUAUCGUGCAAAAACAAGAAUAAAUUUACAAUAUAAUAUUAAUAAUAAUUUAAAUUAUAAUAGUAAUAAUAUUAAUAAUAAUUAUUAUUAUUAUAGAAAUGAUAAUAAUGAUGAUAAUAGUGAAAUUGAUGAUGAUGAUGAAGAUGAUAAUAAUAAAAAAAAUUGGUAUUAUUAUUCACAAGAAAUAUGGAAAAAUAAUAGUAGCUCAAAAUAUAUAAUAUUAUUAACAACAAAAAUAUAUAAAAAAUGGAUAAUUAAAUGGAAUUUAAUAAGAAAAAAAAAAAGAAGAAAUAAAAGAAGACAUAAACUGUUAUAGUCCUUGGAAAUUGAAGAAAUCUAUUAUUUAUUGGGAUAAUUUUUGGAUGUAUCGCUUGCCAAGCGGAUAUGAUCGACUAAUACAUCGAAGCCAUGUAAUGAUUAGAGACCUCAACUAUAAAACACACUGUUAAAAUUCACGCGGCCUCAUUCAAUUCACUAUUAUGUGUGUCGAAAAAAAAAAUGGAUGGAGUGAUAUUUGAGAACGGAAAAAUGGUGAUGUAUAUAGUAGGUAUAUAUAGUUUUAAAAUUUAUCCAUAUACGUAUUUUAUUUUUUAUUUUUUUAUUUAUGUGCUCUUUGUAGCCUUGGUGCGGUUUGAACGGGACUGACAAGAGGGGUUGCGCGAAUGGGCUCGACGUAAAAUUCAAUUUCACGCGCCAUGGCACUCAUGAUUUCCUCCUUCUUCACCUCCCAUUUUCACAUACACAUUUCUCUUUUCACCUUUACUCUUCACAUAUUGCCUGAUCAAUGCCAAAAUAAUUUAAAAAAUAAAACAAACAAAUAUUCCAUCUUUAUUUAUUGUUUUUUAAUUUAAUUAUUUAUGAUAAUUGAAAAAUUUUUUUUUUAUAUAUUUAAAAGUCUUAUUUAAAUAAAAUAUUUUAGACAGUUAAAGUUUAUAUGGUAUAUAGAUAAACACUCGUGUGAGAAGUAGUGAAUAAAGGAUGAUCGAGUUGUGUAGAGAGUUUUGGUGAACAUUUGAAAAUAGUUUGGAUAGUCGAUCAACUAUUCGUCGUUUGUUAAAAGUUUAUCGUUGAAACUCGAUUACCUGUAUUUUAAAGCUAUGUACUAUAUUUAAAUUAUUUAAAUAACAAAUCAUUUAUCAGAUUAAAAAAAAAUUUAAUUUAAUUUUUUUUUCUUUUAUUAAUUUAAUAAAUAUUUUAAUGAAAAAUAUUUUUAAUUUUUCAUUCCAAUUCCUAUCAUCUAUUCAACUCAUUUACAAUCCCAUGCCUGAGGUGCUUGGAGAUCCAUGAAUACUGCCUUAGCGACAGCAAAAUAAAAAAAAUAAAUAAAAUAAUGGAAUAUUAUUAUUGAUAAUUUAGGAAAAUAAAUAAUUGCUUGUAUUAAAAGGAAAACCAAUGCUAGUAAUAUCUAUUGCAAAACAGGUUAAGGGCCUUAGAAAGUAAACAAACCAGAAACAUAACUAGUUGGUAAGCCGUUGUUGUUAAUUAUAAAAAAAAAACAUUAAUAAAUUCAUAAUUAAAAAAAUAAAUUAAAUUCAAAUAAUAAUAAUAACAUUGUUCAGUUGUUGAGCAUUGAAUAGAACUGAUGAAACAUUGAAUCAACACCAAUGGAUAAAAAAAAAAAAAAUAAACCCAAUAAAAAAAUCUCAAAUUGAGAUACGAUUUAAAAAAAAAAAAUACAAACACAUGAACAAAAAUAAAGCUACAAUUUCUAUUCGUGAGGAAAAUUGUAAAUUGCUAAAAAAUAAAAAAUAUAAUGUUAACGUAAUAUUUAAGCGUUGAUAGGAGAAAAAAAAUUGAAAAUAAAUGAAAAAAAAAAAAACACGUACAUGUAUAUUAAAAACGUGCCGUUAUAAAUAAAUAUAGUCGUUAUUAGUAGUUAUUAUUAUUAACGCUUCAACGCUGGAAAAGGAACAAGAUUAGAAUUUAGGUAGAUGAACCGGGUGCAGCCGAAAUAAAUUAUAAAAUAAUAAUAAGUAAAAAAAGAAAAAAAAAAAAAAAAAAAACCCCAAUUAUGAAAAAUAAUAAUAAUGAUCUAUUAUUUAUUAAUAAUUUAUAAUAAUAGAAAUGAUAAUAAAUGAUGCUAAUAAUUGUUAUUACUAGAAAAUAAAUAAUUCAUAAAAAAAACUUUCAUAAAAAAAAAAUUAAAAUGAUAAAUUACAAUGGUUAAAAAAAAAAAAAACAUUUUAUAAUGCUUUUAAUUCAUGAAAAGUAUAUCAUAAAAAUAAUAAUUAAUAUACCACUAAGGUAUAAACGCAUGAUAAAUAAAUGAUAAACCGUCUUUAAUAAUUCUUCAAUUGACACCAAAAAAAAAAAAAUAAUAAUAAAUAAAUUUAAUAAAUAAACAAAUCGUUUUUAUGAUAAUGUCGUUAUAAUGCAACAUUAAAAUUUUGAGAUUUUAGUGGUUAAUAAUAUAUGUUGAGCUCGUUUGUGAGAUGAUGAAAAUUGAGGGUUAAAAAAGAGGAGUUAUAGAGAGAGAAGAGGUGUGUAAAGUUUGCGUCUAAUUCUAUCGAUCGUUCUCAAGCACAAGCCACUUUUAGAUACAUGAAAUAAAGGACAGAGUGCUUUUGGUUAUAUAUAUUUAUAAAGCUUGUCAAAAUUAUAGAGAAAGACCAUUGCAAGUUUAAUUUUAGUCCAGCCGCCAAUUAACCAUCCUUCAUUGAGUUAUUUCGACAUUAAUUUUCACCCAAUUUACAGCUAUUCACGACAAAUCCAAUAACCUUCAUAAUUUAAUUACAUUGCGCGUAAAUAUUCUAUUGUCAUUUUUUUUUUAACAAUUUUUUUCAUUUAUUUAUUUAUUAUUUAUUUAAAAAAUACUGACAAUGUUUAAUUGACAUGCAUAUAAAUAAUUUAUAAUCAAUUGCAUUAAUCAAAUUAAAAAAAAAAGAAAAAAAAUAAAAAAAAAUAAAAAUAAAUUUAUCCAAGUAUUUGCAAAACAAUUUUUACACUAUUUUUUUUUUUUUUUUUGUUUAAAAACUUUGUGUAAUCGUGAAAAAACUUUAGUUGGAUGAAAAACAAAAUUUUAAGUAAAUUAACAUAUCGUAUCUCGUUUAUGUUGUUUCAUGUCUGACUAAAUCUUGACUUGAACUACUGAAAAUAUAAAAAAAAAUCGAUACUGCGACAUGUGUUGAUAUUACUGAUCGAUAAAAUAGUCUCUAUAAUUUUAAUCAACACACUGGGCAUGCGCUUAUAUAUAAAAAAAUAAAAUAAUAAUCGUAUGAGUAUCAAAUUAUAUCAAGAUAAUGACAGAAAAAAAAAAAAAAUAAAUUCUUUUUAUUUUUGAAUUGUACGAUACGACAAUGUAACAUUAUUUUUCUUCUUGUUCCAAUAUCGGCCUCAUUCAUCUCGACUUAUCCUUACGUCUUUUCAAUGACAUCAGAUCGACCUUAUCAAAUAUAAGGCAUUCUAUUAUACUGACUACAUCGCGAUAAAAAUGUCUUUCUAACUCUUCUUCUUACUUUUCAUUUUUUUUUUUUUUUCUUCUUCUUCGCCAUUUGUGUAACCUAAAUUCACGAGGGAGAGAGAAAAUUAAAAAAAAAAAGAAAAUCAAUUGUAAUGCUAGAUAAACAUUGUUCUCAUAAUGCAUUGUUCAUGAAAAAAAAAAAAAAAAGAUAAUAAAAA